GGCCAGGAAAAUCCCAGCCCUUGCACAGUCGGCCUCAUAUACCUCUUCUUCACCCACCCUGACACACUCGGCUUCCCUGACCCACCUUGGACAGUCCCCAUCACAUACUCCCUGGCACAGUUCUGUCCCCCUCAGCUCCCGCCGCCACCCCCCAGCCAUACUGCCAGCCUUUCCCAGAGCUGUAGCUUUGCCCCGUCACUCACCCCAAAGCCAGCAUGUCCCUAGGGCCGCUGAAAUUCCAGGCAGUAGGUGAAGAAACUGAAGAGGACGAGGAGGAAGAGAGCCUGGACUCUGUCAAGGCUCUGACGGCCAAGCUGCGGCUGCAGACGCGGCGGCCCUCAUACCUGGAGUGGACGGCCCGGGUCCAGAGCCAGGCGUGGCGCAGGGCCCAAACCAGACCUGGGAUGGGGGGUCCCGGUGCCCUCUGCGGCUUCGACUCAAUGGAUUCUGCCCUUGAGUGGCUCCGACGGGAGCUGGAAGGGAAGACUGACGCGAGCAGCUGUGGACCGGUACAGCGGUCUUACGCCCCCUCUCGGCCACAGCAGGAGAUGCGGGCUCAGGACCAGCAGCUGGCCGGGCAGCUGCUUCAGCUGCGGGCCCAGCUGCACCGGCUGAAGGUGGACCAAGCCUGUCACCUGCACCGAGAGCUGCUGGACGAGGCGGAGCUGGAGCUGGAGCUGGAGCCGGGGGCCGGCCUAGCCUUGGCGCCCCCGCUGCGGCACCUCGGCCUCACGCGCAUGAACAUCAGUGCCCGGCGCUUCACCCUCUGCUGAGGGGCACCUGCGGGCCUCCUGAGACCUCAAAGGCCCUAGCACCUGGCAAGGGGUGAUGGGAGGGUUGGGGGGCUGUCACUCCGUUGGGAGCAUAAAGCCCCAGCAUCCUGUCACCCCUGCUGCCCUAGGGGAGGGGCGGUUGGAGGAAGGGGAGAAGCUCACGCACCCCCAGGCUCUUCAAUAAAGGCCCUCUGUGCUUCCCA
Lutra lutra (Eurasian river otter) is the source of this 976-nucleotide messenger RNA. It is a transcript of the gene FAM167B, whose product is annotated as family with sequence similarity 167 member B. The transcript is spliced from 2 exons. NCBI's taxonomy places the organism in Eukaryota, Metazoa, Chordata, Mammalia, Carnivora, Mustelidae. The record is from RefSeq and is a predicted model, not a curated record. The coding region runs from base 216 to 773 and encodes 185 amino acids.